Molecule: messenger RNA, 3609 nt
Organism: Daucus carota subsp. sativus
Lineage: Eukaryota; Viridiplantae; Streptophyta; Magnoliopsida; Apiales; Apiaceae
Exons: 6
Coding region: 1-3609 (1202 amino acids)
Biological process (GO): telomere maintenance; DNA repair
Molecular function (GO): DNA helicase activity
Source: RefSeq, a predicted model, not a curated record
AUGUUGGAUCAGACCAAUGAAUUGGUGGCCAAGUUUCGGAUGGCACGUGAUCGAUUUGAAAAUUCAGACUUGGUUGAUUUGAAGGUAGAGCUCAAAGUAUGCAGAGCACAAAGUGGUAGAGAGAAUCAUAUUUCCUCUUCUGACGAGGUAGCGGGUAUAAUGGUUGGUAGCAGUGACUGUACUAUUGCUGACCGCGAUAUAAUAGUUGAGCAGAAAUUUGGUGGCUUGAAAAGAAUAUCAUAUAUUCACCCUAAACUCAUGGCUCUCCAAUACCCCCUACUUUUUCCCGACGGUGAGGAUGGUUAUCACAAUAGGAUACGGUUUCAGAGCGCAGAUAAAGAUUCAGACAAAGAACGUGACAUGAUAUCAAUGAAGGAUUAUUACUCCUACAAAUUCCAAGUGAGACAGAAUGAAGGAAUAACUCCUAGAUUAGGAGGGCGGCUUUUUCAACAGUAUAUGGUCGAUGCAUUCUCUACUAUGGAGCAGACUCGAUUGUGGUGGUUUCAUACACACCAAACCAUCCUCCGAAAUGAAUUGUACACCCAUAUCUGUGAUUCUGUUAGGAAUGGAGAUGGGAACUCAUCCAAUGUAGGUAAAGGAGUCAUUUUGCCAGCUGGAUAUGUAGGUUCCAAGCGUUACAUGCAACAAAAUUUUCAGGAUGCACUGGCUGUCUGUCGUCACAUAGGACAUCCUGAUAUUUUUUUGACCAUGACUUACAAUUCCAUGUGGGAUGAGAUUCAGAGGAUGAUGGCUUAUCUACCUGGCUGUCUUUCUGCAAACAGCCCCGAUAUAAUAUCCAGAGUGUUCCGGUUGAAGCUGGAACAACUAACAAAUGAUAUUAAAAAAAAGUCACAUUUUGGGAGAUGCGUUGGAGUUAUGUAUGUGGUGGAGUUUCAAAAGCGCGACCUACCCCACGUUCAUAUGUUAAUUUGGCUUGAUGGUCCUUCUAAGAAAUUCUUAAAAGAAAAUGUAGACAAGUUUGUUUCAGCAGAGAUUCCAGAUCCUGAAGUUGAUCCUGAUGGAUACGCUGCUGUCAAAGCUUAUAUGAUGCAUGGUCCAUGCGGCUUACAAAAUCCAAAAUCUCCUUGCAUGAAGAAUUUUAAAUGUAUACGCCAUUUUCCGAAAAAGUAUUGCGCAAGAACAGUAUUCGAUGACAGUGGCUUCCCACUGUAUAUGCGGCGCAAGAAAAAUGUUAAAGUCCAUGUCCACAAAGUUGAUUUGGAUAAUCAGUGGGUGGUCCCGUUCAAUCGGGAUCUAUUAGUGAAAUAUCAGUGUCAUAUGAACAUUGAGAUUUGCUGCCAUGCUCGGAGUAUAAAGUACCUCUUCAAAUACUGUCUCAAGGGACAUGACACUGCAACUGUGGAAAUUACUGGCCGAUGGAAGCGAAAACAAAAUGAGAGCACUGACCAGCGUGUAGAUGAGAUUCAAGCAUACUUUGACGGCCGGUAUGUUUGUGGUGCUGAGGCGGCGUACAGAAUUUUUGGCUUUCCUAUACAUCACAGAACAUUGUCUGUGGAAAGCUUGCCAUUCCAUUUGCCAGGUCAGAAGAACUACACUUUUCGUGCCAACGAAUCUCUCGAGAAAGUGGUGGAGCGCGAGAAGGAAAGGCUUAGUAAGUUGGAAGCUUUUUUCAUGUUGAACCAGGUUGAUGUGAAGGCUAGAUGUUACACCUAUGACCAAAUACCCCAGCACUAUGUUUGGAAUGACACUCAAAGAAAAUGGACUCCAAGGAAGAGAGGCAACCAAAUAGGUCGCUUAUCUUAUACACAUCAUAGCAGUGGUGAGGUUUGGUACUUGCGUAUGCUACUCACCAAAGUUCAAGGUCCUACAUCAUUUGAAAGUUUAAGAACUGUCAAUGGAGUGCUCUGCCAUUCUUUCUGUGAUGCAUGUAAGGAAUAUGGAUUGUUGGAUGAUGACAAAGAGUGGCAUGAUGUGCUAGACCAGUGUGCAGCUGGCGGAUUGCCUCCUCAGAUUCGCCAACUGUUUGUCCACAUUAUAGUUAAUUGCAAGGUCACUGACAUUGCAACUUUGUGGAAUAAUCACUGGAAACAAAUGGUGGAUGACAUUUUGUUGAAGAGGCGUCUGCUAAGUGAGAAUCAGAAUCUCAUCCUUAAUGAUUUCCAGCUACAGUUCUAUGCCCUUGCAGAAAUAGAUGAUUUGCUAAGAGCUAUUGGAAAGAGUCUCAAGAAUUACUCUCAGUUGCCACAACCACCAGCAAGCUAUCCCCAUCAGGGGACCAAUAACUUGAUUAUUGAAGAAACUAGCUACAACCUUGCUGAAAUGAAAGCUGAGCACGAAAAACUAAUUGCAAACUGCAACGAAGAGCAAAUUAAUGUUUAUAGAGCUGUGUUAGAUUCUGUUCAGGGUAAUCAAGGUGGAUUAUUUUUCCUUUAUUGGAGUGGUGGUUGUGGGAAAACCUAUGUAUGGAGGACUUUGAUCGCCAAAUUACGGUCUGAAGGUCAGAUUGUUUUGCCGGUGGCCACCUCUGGGAUUGCAGCUACUCUUCUCCCCGGUGGCCGGACAACGCAUUCGCGGUUCAAGAUACCCAUAAUUCUGGAUGAAUUCUCUCUUUGCAACAUUGGACACAAUUCAGAUAUAGCUGAGCUUAUUAAGGUCACGAAACUCAUCAUUUGGGACGAAGCGCCUAUGCAACAUAGGUACGCUUUUGAAUGUUUGGAUCGCUCGCUUAGAGAUAUUAUGAAAUCUGUUGAUCCUUCAAGAGCAAAUCUGCCAUUUGGAGGAAUUACAGUCCUCCUAGGUGGAGAUUCAGAUGCUGGUGAUGGCAAUCUUCCACCAGCAGACCCGACUGAAUUCCCAAAUGCAAAAGAGAAUGAUAUUGUCAUACCAGCUCAGUUCUGUGAUCUUAUUAUAGGCAAUUCGGUUGAGAACAUGAUCUCAGCUACUUUCCCAGAUUUUAGCACCAACUGCAAAGAUGCGAAGUACUUACGCGAAAGAGCCAUAUUAACUCCUACCAAUCAAACUGUAAGUCAUCUCAAUUCACUGAUCGUAGACAAAAUGCCAGGCGAUUCUGUUUCAUACUAUAGCGUUGACACUGUUGAGGAGUUUGGCGGUACCGAAGAUGAUUUCAACUCAGCUUUCCCGAUAGAAUAUCUAAAUUCUAUCAACCUUCCUGGAAUGCCACCACAUGAUUUGAAGUUAAAGGUCGGAGUUGUAGUUAUGUUGAUGAGGAAUUUAAACCAAACACUUGGUUUAUGUAAUGGAACAAGAAUGAUCAUCACAAAAUGUCUUAAAUUCUGUGUGGAGUGUGAAGUAAUUUGUGGUUCAUUCGCCGGGACACGACAUUUUAUUCCAAGAAUGGAAUUAUGUCCCAGUGAUACUCGCAUGCCUUACAAGUUGAUUAGAAAGCAGAUGCCAUUACAAAUAUGCUAUGCGAUGACUAUCAACAAAGCACAAGGUCAGUCACUUGAGACUGUUGGAUUGUUCCUUCCCAAAGCAGUUUUUACGCAUGGCCAAUUUUAUGUUGCAAUUAGCGGAGUUACAUCUCCACAUGGAUUACGAAUUUUCAUUGAUGAUGAUAGUGGACAGCCUACUAACGUCACGCAGAAUGUGGUGUACCAAGAAAUUUUCUACUCUUUACCAAAGACCUAG